This is a messenger RNA of Colletotrichum acutatum, 1152 nucleotides long. RefSeq lists its product as uncharacterized. NCBI's taxonomy places the organism in Eukaryota, Fungi, Ascomycota, Sordariomycetes, Glomerellales, Glomerellaceae. The transcript has 2 exons. The coding region runs from base 1 to 1152 and encodes 383 amino acids. The record is from RefSeq and is a predicted model, not a curated record.
AUGGCUGACAGUUCCUGUAGCGGCUCUACGCCGUUCAAAGGCCUCGUUGACCAUGGCGCCCAAGAUCGUAGCCUGCAUCGAGAUCGGUUUACCAGCACUGCCAGCCUCCAGCAAGGCUUUCGGUCUACAUCUCGAACCGUCUCGGCGCCGGCUCAAGCAGGCUUUGGCGAAUUCUUCGAUUCCAGCGGGACUGAGCAAGUCAGCCUAAACACUCCCCAAACCUUAAGCUCGCCCAUACCAAGCUUCCCUCGAGGGUCGCAAACGUUCCACACAUCAGCGGCUCCUGACGGCCGAAUGCUCCCACCCAACGCCUACCAAUCUACGUCACAAAUUCCGACAGCUUCUCGGCAAAAUAUAGCGUCGCCACCGAGGACAUCGAGUUGGGCGCAAGAUUUUGCAUCAUUCUCUAGGGCACCGCCAAGUGCUGGAAGCUACACAACAGGGUUUUCGUCCUCACAAUAUCCAGCGCCUGUAGCCGGGUUUACGCAGAAUGUGAUGGGGUCUCAAUUAGGACCUUGGGUGUUCCGGCCUCAAGGCGGUUCUGCAACCGCCGUCAAUCACGGAGUUACAAGCACCGAAGCUGACUUUGAUGUUGAGAUGAAUCGGUGGAUGGCGGCGAACGGUGACGGACAGAUGGAGGACCUCGAUACUGUCAUGGAACAACUCGCGCGAGAACUGGAACAAGAGCAGCGACCAGAGGCCGCUACACAAGCAUCCAGAGGUACCAUCGGCGGCUCAGUGGAUACUGUCAUAACCUCGUUAAAUGUUUCUGUCCAAGGUGAAGCUCAGGGGGCACAAACGUUCGAUGCUACGGCUUCAACAACCCAACAAAUAACCAGCGCACCCUCGGUCCUUGGAACUAGUGCCAUCGAAGUACCAACAAGAGCGAGUUUAUCGGACCACAUGCCUGACUUGGAACGUCUGGGCCUCGACGAAGCGGAGCAAGCAUCUGCAGAACAUGCCCAGUCAACAUCGGACAUUUCGGAGGCAGCGAGACAGAUACUUGACUCGGUUCAACAUGAACAAGGAGAUAAAUGGAAGAAUUCUCGGUUCUUGUCACUGAUGAAAGACUUCCGGGAUGGAAGUAAAGACAUCGUCAACAACGAAAUCCUUGAAACCAAAGUUGGUGGCGAGCGAAUCAGUGGGAAUUGA